Molecule: messenger RNA, 1283 nt
Organism: Raphanus sativus (radish)
Lineage: Eukaryota; Viridiplantae; Streptophyta; Magnoliopsida; Brassicales; Brassicaceae
Exons: 5
Coding region: 628-1092 (154 amino acids)
Cellular component (GO): nucleus
Molecular function (GO): RNA binding
Source: RefSeq, a predicted model, not a curated record
UUUCACCGUAACCAUCAAAUCCAUAACCAUAUAUCAAAAGUUCAUAUGCAAACAGUAGUAUGUGAAUAAGAAAGGGCUUCCUCUAUUCAUCAUUAACAAGUCUUCAAGGACCAUAUUGUUGCUCUAAUCAAUUCUUAUUCUGUUUAUUUAUACACUGUACAAUUGGAUUGGCUUAUUUACAUAGAUUUUUCACACGCAAAAAAAAAAAAAAACAUUUACUUAUGGAAUGGCCAUUUCAUCAAUAAUACACAAAAUAUUCCUAAACAUUUUUUAAAAAAUUUAAUAAGAAAUUAUUAAAAUAAAUCUAUUCUACUUUUAUGUACUUCAUUCAUUUGAUCACAUCCACUUUUAUUUUAUUUACGAUUUACAUAGUUUUUGUAAAUAAUACUAAUAUUUAUGGAAUGUGUGAGAAAUGCAAAGAAGCAUAUACUUGGAACUUGGAAAACGGAGAUGAUCCGUUUUUCUCUCGUACUCGGUCAACGAACAAACCGGCGAGGAACACUCGUCAGCUUUCUAUUAGCUUUCUAGCAAUCGCCUCAAAGCGCUAUAUACAAAUGCUUGCACUUACCAAGGAAAAAGAAAAGUUUAGUUAAAAUCAAAAGAUCGUGAUAUCGCAGUUGAGAUUAAAUGGCGAUGGAAAUAGCAACUCCGAUUCAUGCACCGGUUACACCUCCGGCGAGCAACCUCAUCAUAUCAGCAACAACGGCCGCAGAAACUCAAAAGAAGAACAGGAUUCAAGUUUCUAACACCAAGAAACCCUUGUUCUUCUACGUUAAUCUCGCCAAGAGGUACAUUCAACAACACAACGAGGUUGAGCUUUCUGCACUUGGAAUGGCAAUCACAACAGUGGUUACCAUCUCAGAAAUAUUGAAGAACAAUGGGCUUGCAACAGAGAAGAGAGUUCUGACAUCGACAGUGGGAAUGAAAGACGAGAUCAAAGGGAAAAUAGUUCAGAAGACAAAGAUUGAGAUUGUGUUGGGGAAAUCAGAUAAAUUUGAUUCUCUGAUGACUCCAGCGGCGGAAGAGGAGGCGGUCGCGAAUAUGGGGGAGAAACCAGUAGAAGCUGAAGCUCGUGAAGGCAAGAAUGAGUGACCAACUAAACAUAUUUCGAGGAUUAGUAUCAUUUUCUUUAUAACUAUAACAAGCAAACUGUUUUGUGCGACGACACAUAACAAAGAAUGCUUUAUUAUUAACUCAAAAGUUAUAUUUUAUGGAAAGACAAUGAAAUGUUUUUUUCGUUUUGGAGAAGGACAAUGAAAUGUUAUGUUGAUCAUAUUUCGUAU